Messenger RNA from Daucus carota subsp. sativus, 453 nucleotides. RefSeq lists its product as uncharacterized. Gene Ontology annotation, molecular function: nucleic acid binding; RNA-DNA hybrid ribonuclease activity. The coding region runs from base 1 to 453 and encodes 150 amino acids. The record is from RefSeq and is a predicted model, not a curated record. Lineage: Eukaryota; Viridiplantae; Streptophyta; Magnoliopsida; Apiales; Apiaceae. The transcript is spliced from 2 exons.
AUGAACAUGCUGGAUGAAUGGAAGCGAAGCCAGAGACAAAGAACGAAGUAUCGAUCUGCAGUGCAUGUAAGUCCGAGGAGAUGGGCACCACCACUGCCAGGGUGGGUGAAGAUUAAUGUAGAUGCUGCUGUUUUUACGGAGACUGGGUACACUGGUAUAGGCAGUGUUAUGCGGGAUGAGCAGGGAAGGUUUAUAAGAGCUAAAAAUCAGAGGAUUGCCGUAGCCUACCAACCACGAGAAGCGGAAGCCAUAGCAUUGAAGGAAACUCUCUCCUGGGUGAAGGAUCUUGGGUACAGGAAAUGUAUUUUUGAGACGGAUGCUAAAACACUUGCAGAUACAUGUAAAGUGGCUCAUACUCUUGCCAGGACUACUCAUUCUACAUCAGGCAUCCAUGAUUGGGCUGAUAAUGCUCCGGAUUUUCUUCAUGAUGUAUUGGUGAUUGAUUCAGUUUAA